CUCAAACGAAAGAUGUCCGACAUCCAGCCAUCCACCGUUCGUGUCGCUGCCGUCCAGGCAGAAGGCUGCUACUUCGACCUUGAAGGCGCAGUCGAAAAGACCUGUCGUCUCAUCACCGAAGCCGCCGAAAAGGGAUGCGACAUGAUUGCUUUCCCAGAGGUCUGGAUACCCAUGUAUCCAGGCUGGAUCUGGCAACGCCCAAUCGACUUCGAAAUGGUCAGCGAAUACAUGAAACACAGUCUGAAGCGCGACUCGCCUGAAAUGCGGACAAUCCAGAACUGCGCCCUAACCAACAACAUCGCCGUCAGUCUGGGAUACUCGGAGAACCACAAUAACUCGCUCUACCUCUCGCAGUCCUUCAUUGGAAAAGACGGCGUGAUCAAAAUGCACAGACGAAAGAUCAAGCCCACGCACGCGGAACGCACUAUCUAUGGCGACGGAAGCGGCUCAUCCCUGCUGAAUGUCGUUGACGAGCCGGGGCUCGGCAAAGUUGGCGCCUUGUCGUGCUGGGAACAUUCUCAGCCGCUGCUGCGCUAUCAUACUUAUUCGCAGGGUGAGCAGAUCCACGUCGCUGCGUGGCCACCGAUGAAUUAUUACUCGUCAUUCCCGGAGGGGACGGCGUUGUGGUCGCAGUGUAGGGAGGGUGCCCAUAACCUAUCCACCACUCACGCCAUUGAAGGAAACUGCUUCGUUGUGCUCGCUUCCUCAUUCUACACCCAGAAAGGCGUGGAUAGAAUGAAGCUUGGGGAUGGGAAGCUCUACCACAUUGGCGGUGGUGGCUGUGCUUGCAUUAUCGGGCCCGACGGACGCAAGAUGACCCAGGAUCUGGGCGAAGAGGAGGAAGGUCUGGUGAUCGCCGACUUGGACUUCAGCGAGAUCUUGAAGGUGAAGGCCAUGUUGGAUGUUCAUGGACACUACAGCAGACCCGAUCUGCUCUGGUUGGGUGUUGAUUAUCGUGAGAAAAAGCAGGUUCGCCCGGAGGUCAACUGAGGCUGACUUGGG
Aspergillus steynii IBT 23096 is the source of this 1002-nucleotide messenger RNA. RefSeq names its product carbon-nitrogen hydrolase family protein. The transcript is spliced from 3 exons. Gene Ontology annotation, molecular function: catalytic activity. Bases 13 to 990 code for a protein of 325 amino acids. NCBI's taxonomy places the organism in Eukaryota, Fungi, Ascomycota, Eurotiomycetes, Eurotiales, Aspergillaceae. The record is from RefSeq and is a predicted model, not a curated record.